AAAACAAAAGAAAGAGAUAUUCUUCAAAAAUAUAUUAUAAUAAAAAAAGGGCGAAGCGAAAAAGCAAGAGCAUCUUAGCUUUAUUGACCUCCCUAAAAACAACAAGGCUUCGAUCGCAAACCCGAGUUGUUUCAGACAUAACAUAAAAAAAAAAAAAAAAACCCGGUUUCCCGACAUCCAAAUUGCAAACGGAAGCUCGGCUCCCUUUCAAUCUUUUGUAACAUCAUCGGCUUUUGUUAUUGCACAUCUUGUUCUUUUUAAAUCUAAAUUUAUGGAUUUUCCUUUUUUUUUCGUUUCUGAUUCUUUGGCUUUGGAGAUUUGAUUUCUUGUUUUUAGAAUGAUUUCUAGCCAUGCGUUGGCCUAAUAUUUCCUUUUCUUCUUCGUCUUCUUCUUCCACCACCGCCGCCAGGUCGGCAACUUCUCCCGAGAAGCAUUUGCAAGAUAAUAGUAAUAAUCAGAAUUAUCAUAAGCGUAAUCACAAUCAACGUCACAAUUCUCGUUCCCAUUACUUGGGGUUUCGCAUUGCGGGCCCCAAGCUGACGAGGCUAAAGGAGUUAAGGCGUCUCAGCAAGCAGGAGAUUGCGCAGACGGAGGCGGUGGCGGCGCCGCUCUCCAGCAGUUACGAUACUCCGUUGUCGUCGUCGGCUCCGGCUUCGAAGACAACAUCAUCGGGGUUGGCGGUGCCGUUGCCGCUUCCGCUUCCUGUUCCAGAAGGAGACGGGGAGCAACGGUUGCCGUCGCCUAAUGAAGUUGGACAUGGCAAAGGUUUAGAGGAUAGAGAUAGAGAAAAAGCAGAUGGAACUCCUUUCAAUUCAAGUAUGUUUGCUUCUCGUGACUCAAGGAAGAUAGCAGAACAUGUGGACACAAGAUCAUCCUCUAAGGUGUUACAUCAAGAAGUCAAUAGAGGGGACAGUUCUCAGGAUGAGUUUAGGGUGAAUGUUCCUGUUAGAAGUUUUCCCACGAGUCCAUACAGCAGUCCUGCUGUAAUUAGCCCACGCAGAAUGAGUGCUGGUGACAUGUAUCCACACUAUAUUGUUCCUACAGGUAAACAAGUCUGGUCGGCACCAGAGAUGCUGACAUUAGAUGUUGCAGGGCUUCCUCCCCCAGCAUUCUAUGAUUACAUUGCAUUUAGCACCGAUAAUACUCCACUUCACAGCCCACCAAAUAGAAGUCCUCGUCGAAAGAAUAGAAGCCAAAGUGGACCUCCUUCACCGGUACAUCAGAAGUUGUUACUUGAGAUCUCAUCAUCCAGACCUGAAAGUAAUGGCCCUAUCAAUGUCCAUCCAUUACCUCUUCCUCCAGGAGCAGCCAUGGCUUCACCAUCAGCUUCCAUUCCCCAAGUUACAACUAAACUGGAGCCAUUGCCAAUGAAUUGUCAAUGGCAAAAAGGCAAGCUUAUUGGACGUGGUACAUUUGGAAGUGUUUAUGUUGCCAGUAACAGAGAAACUGGAGCUUUACGUGCAAUGAAAGAAGUUGAGAUAUUUCCUGAUGACCCAAAAUCUGCAGAGUGUAUAAAGCAACUAGAGCAGGAGAUUAAGGUUCUUAGCCAGCUCAAGCAUCCAAAUAUAGUUCAGUACUAUGGUAGUGAAAUAGUUGAAGACAAGUUCUACAUAUAUCUGGAGUAUGUUCAUCCUGGUUCAAUUAAUAAAUAUGUUCGUGAUCACUGUGGUGCCGUAACAGAAUCUGUUGUUCGCAAUUUUACUCGCCAUAUUCUUUCUGGGUUGGCUUACCUGCACGGCACAAAGACAAUCCACAGGGAUAUUAAAGGGGCUAAUUUGCUUGUUGAUGCAUCUGGAGUCGUCAAGCUAGCUGACUUUGGGAUGUCCAAACAUCUUAGUGGACAAAGAGCUGAUCUAUCUUUGAAGGGAAGCCCAUACUGGAUGGCUCCAGAGUUGAUGCAAGCUGUGAUGCAGAAAGAUAGUAGUUCUGCUCUCGCUCUAGCCGUUGAUAUUUGGAGUUUGGGUUGUACGAUUAUCGAAAUGUUCACUGGUAAAGCUCCAUGGAGUGAGUAUGAAGGGGCUGCAGCUAUGUUUAAAGUGAUGAGGGAUACCCCUCCCAUACCUGAAACGUUAUCACCUGAAGGGAAGGAUUUCCUGCGCUGCUGCUUCCUAAGAAAUCCUGCAGAGAGACCAUCUGCAAGCAUGUUACUUGAGCAUCCAUUUGUAAAAUGCUCAUCACAGUCGGGUGCCUCACCUAGUCGCUCAUCAUCUAAUGUGCAAAAGUCCAUGGAUAUGCCCCUUAGUCCAACAGAGCGAUCUGAAUUUAAACUGGAUCAAUUGCCAGUUCAGCAAAGCCUGCGAAAUACUAAAAUUGUGACUCCUGACAGUGAGACUGCACAACGAUCUUAUUACAAGAGUUCCAACUUAACAGUGGCCCCACGAUAUUCUCCUCGAUCUACCCUUGAGGCUCUGCCUAGUUUGUCUUCUCCACGCUCGAGUCAAAAUAGUUAUCAUCCCAGCCCUUCUGGUACCAUUAAUAGAUCUAUUAACCAGGAGUCCAAGAAGAACCAUAUUUUUGGAUAACAUUGACGAGAGGAAGAAGCACUAUACAUUAUUUUAAAGGUUUCUGCUGAUAAGGCAGCUUUAAGCAUUGCGUUGGACACCUUGAAAGAUGCUGUCUGACUUGUGGCCAUGGAGAGCUUAACCAAGAGCUUCCCACCUGAUCUCUGUCAUCAAUGCCUUAUUAAAGUUCCUGAAGCCUUUCCAUCCUUGAAGCAUAUCCAGAAGUAGGAUAUAUGAGCAGGUUUGUUUUUGUGUGCUAUUGACUAUUUUUUAGAGCUUCCGAAUUUGAGAAAGCUCUUUUUUUAUGUAUAUCUUACAGAAGGUGACAUUUUCAUCCCAUGAGUUGAACGAAUUAGUAGAUUUUAGAAGGUUUAAGUUAUCCAUAUAUCAGUUCACUUUCCUGCAAUUAGUGCAAAUUUCCCCAUUGUUUCCUGUCAAGGGGCUAAGGUUUCCCAUUUUCACAAUGGCAUCCGCAAAAUCAGCACAAAAUGUGAUGGGGUUGUCGCUAUAUGCAGUGACCUGAGAGUCCAUGGAGCCUUCAUUGAAGAGCUGUUGGUCUUAAUAAAGUGGGCCCUUGUUAUUAAUCAAAUUCUUGAAAUAAGCAUUGUCGAAAAUUUCCUGCCAGAUCUCUUUUU
This is a messenger RNA of Durio zibethinus, 3136 nucleotides long. Its product is annotated as mitogen-activated protein kinase kinase kinase 5-like. Lineage: Eukaryota; Viridiplantae; Streptophyta; Magnoliopsida; Malvales; Malvaceae. Gene Ontology annotation, biological process: protein phosphorylation; MAPK cascade. Gene Ontology annotation, molecular function: ATP binding; MAP kinase kinase kinase activity. The record is from RefSeq and is a predicted model, not a curated record. Gene Ontology annotation, cellular component: cytoplasm.